AUGGCUACCGUUUCAUUCUGUAUAAAGAUGAUGAUAAUGUUCCACUUACAUUUCUCGGUUGUUAACGCUUGCCGAAAUGAUGAAAGAAGUUACCUUCUCGACUUUAAAGGCGGCCUCGAUGCUUUCUCUGGCCGAUUAAGCUCGUGGAAGCAAUUCAACUGUUGCCAAUGGGAGGGUGUUCUGUGUGACCAUCAAUCUGGCCAUGUUGUUUCCCUCGACCUCAAAAACCGUAAUUAUCCAGACGUUUUUUUGACUGGGGUGAUUCGUCCGUCCCUGUUUAACUUGAAAUAUUUACAAUAUUUGGAUUUGAGUGGAAAUCAGUUCACUGGUACUACCAUAUCCCCUCAGUUAGCAAAGCUCCAGAGGCUUACUUUCCUUGGCUUGGCACGUGCUGGAUUUGGAGGUGAGAUCCCUAAGGAGCUGGGAAAUAUUACAACUUUGCGCCAUCUGGAUCUGUCAACAAUGGCAGCACCUAAACUGGAGAGUCGGAGAUUUGCAGAAUGGAUAAGAAAUCUGAGAAGCUUGGAAUACUUGGAUAUGAGCUUGGUGAAUCUGUCAAUGGCAUCGGAGGAUUGGGGUAACGCGCUUAGCGGCCUUUCUGGUCUCAGGGAGAUUCACCUCUCUGAAUGUGGACUUUCAGGUACAAUACCUUUUCUCCUAAACCUCACUCAGUUGUCGCAUCUCCAUCUUCAACUGAAUUCAUUUCCAUUCCCAGUGCCAGCUUGGUUUCAGAAUGUCUCGUCUUUGGUUUCUCUUGAUCUCACUUCUUGUUUUCUCAAGGGUUCCAUCUCUUCAGAUUUCUUGCACCGUUCAAGCAUGAGCAAUAUUCAGUUGUCACUUAACAGCUAUCUUGGAGGAGUAAUUCCUCACUCCUUCGCAAAUUUUUCAACGCUUAAGACAUUGGCUCUCGCAUGGAAUAAUUUCACAGGGGAUUUACCCCCUUUUGGAUCAGCAUCUGGAAUUGUGUUUCCUCUUUGGAGGAUUGAUCUUUCACAUAACAAUUUGAAGGGCGGUAUACCGUCAUCCUUUGGUAGGCUUUCUUCCCUUCAACAUCUAGACCUCAGUUACAACCAACUGCAUGGUCUUAUCCCUCUAUUUUGGGAUCAGUUGUCUGCACUAUCUGAACUAUAUCUAGAGAAUAAUCAGUUGUUUGGAACAUUUCCACACACCAUUUCAAAGCUUGUCCGACUAGAAAAGUUGUUUCUCAGCUCCAACAAUUUAAACGGCAGCAUUUCUGAUUCCUUGUUGGAAAAUCUGGCUAACCUCAAAGAAUUGGACUUUUCUGGAAACCAAUUUGCAGUUGAUAUCUCUUUGAGUUGGAUUCCGCAGCUUGCCCAACUGGAGUACCUGGGGUUAAGGUCUUGUAAUCUUCAAGGGGAGAUUCCUGGUUUCUUGUCUACUCAAUAUUCGUUACAAAAUGUGGACCUGUCAGAAAACCACAUUGUGGGAAAUAUUCCUACUUGGUUGUGGGAUCUUCCUGAUCUUAUAGUGCUCAAUCUUUCACAUAAUCAACUGGAAGGUUCUUUGCCCCCUGUUAUUUCCAUGUUCAAUCCAAGUAUAGACCUGCAUAACAAUAGUUUACAUGGCUCUAUUCCAGAUUUUACUCCAUAUUAUUUAGACAUGUCAGAAAACAGGUUCAACGGUUCUAUUCCACGUUCUAUAUGCUCGGGAUAUUCAAUGAUUAUAUUUUUAGAUCUGUCAAAGAAUGGGCUAACUGAUCUAAUUCCUACAGAUCUGGGAAAAUGUAUUUCGCUGAUAGUCUUGAAUUUGGCUCAAAAUAGUUUGCAAGGUGAGAUACCGGAAGUGCUAGGAAAUCUGGCUGGACUCCAGGCACUAAAUCUCGGUCAAAACAAAUUGCAAGGUAAUAUUCCUUCUUCAAUAGCAAAUUGUGCAGAUCUUCAAGUAUUUGACAUAGGAAAUAACAGAUUCCAAGGGAACAUCCCGGUUUGGAUUGGAGAACUGUCAGAGUUGCGAAUUCUCAGCUUGGCUUUUAAUGAGUUUCAACGCAGUUUUCCGCCAGAGUUGCUUACUCUACCGAAUCUUCAGAUUCUGGAUUUAUCUCAUAACAAUUUAUCAGGAUCUGUUCCUCAGAGUUUGAGAAAGUUGACUGCUAUGGCGGAUCAAUCGCAAAUUGACGAAAUAGAGAUGAUCCAGGUUCAGCAAUAUACAUAUGGUUUUGGUCCCAUGCUUCGAAUAACGUUCAUGAAUCAAGUAACAGUUUGGAUUAAGGGACGAGAAACCCUAUACUCUAAGAUUAUCAGCGCCUUCAAACUAAUGGAUCUUUCCUACAACAGGCUAUCAGGCAAUAUUCCUCACGAGUUAGGAGACCUUAAGGGUUUAAUUGCUCUGAACAUUUCAAGCAACAGUCUGAGAGGCAAAAUUCCUGAAUCCUUGGGAGGUAUGGCUCAUCUGGAAUCUUUGGAUCUCUCACAAAACAUGCUAUCAGGAAUCAUUCCAGGAGAACUUGUAAGUCUCACAUUCCUUUCCGUUUUAAAUCUUUCAUACAACAACCUUUCUGGAUUAAUACCGCAGGGCAAGCAAUUUGCAACAUUUGAGGCUGCUUCUUAUUUGGGGAAUCCGAAUCUUCACGGGCCUCCCUUGGAAAACAAAACAGUGGGAUCUGUUUCUGGUGGAAGAGGUAGCCAAUUACAAUCGAAUAGCACAGGAGUUAGAGGCACAGACACAGAUACAGAUGAAUUGGAUCGAUGGUGGGCAGUUGCAGUGGGGUUAUGUUUUGGGGUAGGAUUUGCCAGCGUAAUUGCAGUCUUGUGCUUUCACCUAAAAUGGAGCUACAGAUGUUUUGCUUUGCUGGAUAGUUUUAUCCUAUACCUUUUUGAACAUUGA
This is a messenger RNA of Cryptomeria japonica (Japanese cedar), 2844 nucleotides long. RefSeq names its product receptor-like protein EIX1. The transcript has a single exon. The record is from RefSeq and is a predicted model, not a curated record. Bases 1 to 2844 code for a protein of 947 amino acids. Lineage: Eukaryota; Viridiplantae; Streptophyta; Pinopsida; Cupressales; Cupressaceae. Gene Ontology annotation, molecular function: protein binding.